GUCAUGUAUUUGACGAGUCCAGAUCAGAGGCUUCCCAGGUUUCCAUAUCUGCUGCUACCUCUGCAGCCAAAGCGGUAAAGGGAGGGGGAGGAGCUCUCUUCCUACCUCUCUGUCUCUUUCUGGCUUCUCUGCCUUUCUAUUGGUCUCCUAGCUUACCUCUUGGUGGCGUGUACUGGCCCACCCCUCCUCUCUUUCUAUCCCUGUCUCCGAUGCAGUUAUCCAGGCAGCAGGGAGGGAGGCUUGCAACAGACACACUCUCUGCAUGGGUGAAGAGAGCUGGUGGGUUAGAGGACUAGAGGACAUUAGAGCCACCUCUAUCCUCUUCCCACAUUCAUCAUCUUAUGACGAUUUGUCCUUGGACAUAAAAAGAGAGUCACCUGGUGAGGUGGAGACUUAUUUCCUUGGAUGACUUUGCCAAUGAGGCAAGCUUCCUGAGAGGACUUCUGAAAGUGAUCCGAAAGCUUUAGUUUUUUUUUUCGUGUGUGUUCGGUGAAAGGGCAGCCAUGGCUCACGCCGCGGCUCACAUUAAGAAGGCCAGGUCCGAGAUGGACCAACCUCCGGACCUGAAGGCUCUGGAGAAAGCCAGAGAGAGGAGGAGGCGUUCCCGGGAACGGGCUGAACGCAAGCGCAAGUCGGACAGUAACACCAGUUUCCUGCGAGCGGCGAGGGCGGGAAACAUUGACAAGGUUUUGGAAUAUCUGAAAGGGGGUGUGGACAUAAGCACCUGCAAUCAGAAUGGUCUUAAUGCAUUGCACCUGGCAGCCAAGGAGGGCCACGUGGAUCUGGUCCAGGAACUGCUGGACAGAGGAGCGGCGGUGGAUUCAGCCACAAAGAAAGGAAACACAGCACUUCACAUAUCCUCCCUCGCUGGUCAGGCUGAAGUGGUGAAGAUCCUGGUCAAGCGAGGAGCUGACAUCAACGCACAGUCUCAGAAUGGAUUCACUCCUUUGUACAUGGCCGCUCAGGAGAAUCACCUGGAUGUGGUGCGAUACCUUCUGGAGAAUGGAGGCAACCAGAGCACUGCUACAGAGGAUGGCUUCACUCCUUUGGCCAUCGCCCUCCAGCAGGGCCACAACCAGGUGGUUUCUAUCUUACUGGAGAACGAUACUAAAGGCAAGGUCCGCUUGCCCGCCCUGCACAUUGCCGCCCGCAAGGACGAUACCAAGUCAGCCGCCCUGCUCCUCCAGAACGACCACAACGCUGACGUCCAGUCUAAAAUGAUGGUCAAUAGGACUACUGAGAGUGGAUUCACCCCUCUGCAUAUCGCUGCCCACUACGGGAAUGUCAACGUGGCCACGCUCCUGUUGAACCGAGGGGCGGCAGUCGACUUCACUGCAAGGAAUGGGAUUACUCCUCUACAUGUGGCCUCCAAGCGUGGCAACACUAAUAUGGUUCGCCUGUUACUGGACCGUGGCUCUCAGAUUGAUGCUAAAACGAGGGAUGGUCUCACUCCCCUCCACUGUGCAGCUCGGAGUGGGCAUGAUUCAGCUGUGGAGCUGCUGCUGGAGAGAGGAGCACCCUUACUGGCCAGGACCAAGAACGGCCUGUCACCCCUCCACAUGGCAGCACAGGGUGACCACGUGGAAUGUGUCAAACAUCUUCUGCAGCACAAGGCGCCGGUUGAUGACGUCACACUGGACUACCUGACAGCGCUCCAUGUGGCAGCGCACUGCGGCCAUUACAGAGUCACCAAACUGCUGCUGGACAAGAGGGCCAACCCCAACGCCAGGGCACUGAAUGGCUUCACUCCACUGCACAUAGCCUGCAAGAAAAACCGUGUGAAGGUGAUGGAGCUGCUGGUGAAGUAUGGAGCUUCAAUCCAGGCCAUCACAGAGUCUGGUUUGACUCCCAUCCAUGUCGCAGCCUUCAUGGGUCACCUGAACAUCGUUCUGCUGCUGUUGCAGAACGGAGCCUCGCCCGACGUCAGCAACAUUCGUGGAGAAACAGCGUUACACAUGGCAGCCAGGGCGGGUCAGGUGGAGGUGGUCAGAUGUUUGCUGAGGAACGGAGCGAUUGUGGAUGCUAGAGCACGGGAGGACCAGACUCCCCUCCAUAUUGCAUCCCGUCUGGGAAAAACAGAGAUUGUCCAGCUGCUGCUGCAGCACAUGGCCCAUCCUGACGCUGCCACAACCAACGGCUACACCCCCCUCCACAUCUCCGCCAGGGAGGGGCAGGUGGAGACGGCCUCUGUGCUGCUGGAGGCCGGGGCUUCACACUCACUGGCAACCAAGAAAGGUUUUACUCCCCUUCAUGUGGCCUCCAAGUACGGAAGCCUGGAUGUAGCCAAACUUCUGCUGCAACGUCGCGCUCCGCCUGACUCUGCUGGAAAGAACGGCCUCACCCCGCUCCAUGUCGCAGCACAUUAUGAUAACCAGAAGGUUGCGCUCCUGCUUUUGGACAAAGGAGCGUCCCCCCACACCAUGGCCAAGAACGGCUACACUCCCCUCCACAUCGCGGCGAAGAAGAACCAGAUGGAAAUCGCCACAGUCCUGCUGCAGUACGGAGCCGAGACCAACAUCCUGACCAAGCAGGGUGUAACUCCGCUCCAUCUGGCCUCCCAGGAGGGCCACGCCGAGAUGGCUGACCUGCUCAUGAGCAAAGGAGCUGAGAUCAACGUCCCCACCAAGAGCGGCCUGACUGCCCUCCAUCUGGCAGCCCAGGAGGACAGAGUGACUGUGGCUGAGAUCCUCGCCAAGAACGGAGCCAACCUUGACCAGCAGACCAAAUUGGGAUACACGCCGCUCAUUGUAGCAUGUCACUAUGGUAACGCCAAGAUGGUCAACUUCCUGCUUCAGAAUGGAGCCAGUGUCAACGCUAAGACCAAGAAUGGAUACACUCCCCUCCACCAGGCGGCCCAGCAAGGCAACACACACAUCAUUAACGUCCUGCUGCAGCACGGUGCCAAGCCCAAUGCUAUCACUGUGAAUGGUAACACUGCCCUGGGCAUCGCUCGGAGGCUGGGCUACAUCUCUGUGGUGGACACGCUGAGGGUCGUCACAGAGGAGAUCAUCACCACCACAACGACGGUGACAGAGAAACACAAGCUGAGUCCGGAGACCAUGACUGAAGUCCUGGACGUCUCCGAUGAAGAGGGCGACGACACGAUGACGGGUGACGGAGGGGAGUAUCUGAGGGCAGAGGACCUCAGGGAGCUGGGAGAUGACUCCCUCCCCGGACAGUACCUGGAUGGGAUGAACUACCUCCGCUUCAGCCUGGAGGGGGGACGCACCGACAGUUCAGACAGGUCCUUCACCCCCACCCACCACAGCUACUACUCCCCCAAACAUGAAGGCCUGAUGGACGAGAUGCUCAUCAGCCACCAGGUUUCAUCACUGGCGAGGGAGAAUGAGAGAGAUUCAUACAGACUGAGCUGGGGAACAGAGAACCUGGACAACGUGGCUUUAUCUUCUAGUCCCAUCCACUCCGGCCAUUCCUCUCCGUGCCAUGAUCAUGGAGACCACAGCAGCUUCCUGGUCAGCUUCAUGGUGGACGCCAGGGGCGGAGCUAUGCGUGGUUGCCGGCACAACGGUCUGCGCAUCAUCAUCCCGCCGAGGAAGUGCAGCGCGCCCACACGGGUGACGUGCCGGCUCGUGAAGAGACACCGUCUGGCCACCAUGCCCCCGAUGGUUGAGGGCGAAGGCCUGGCCAGCAGGCUUAUCGAGGUGGGGCCCUCAGGAGCCCAGUUCCUCGGUAAACUCCACCUCCCGAGUGCCCCUCCACCUCUUAAUGAGGGAGAGAGUUUGGUUAGCAGAAUCCUCCAGCUCGGCCCGCCGGGGACAAAAUUCCUCGGUCCUGUGAUCGUGGAGAUCCCUCACUUUGCUGCCCUGCGGGGGAAAGAGCGGGAGCUGGUGAUCCUGAGGAGUGAGACAGGAGAGAGCUGGAAGGAGCAUCACUGUGAACACACCCAGGAGGAGCUCAACCAGAUACUCAACGGCAUGGAUGAGGAGUUGGACACCCCGGAGGAGCUGGAGAGGAAGCGCAUCUGUCGUAUCAUCACCAGAGAUUUCCCACAAUACUUUGCAGUGGUUUCACGCAUCAAGCAGGACAGUAAUCUAAUUGGUCCUGAGGGAGGUAUCCUGAGCAGCACCGUUGUGCCCCAAGUGCAGGCAGUUUUUCCUGAGGGGGCCCUCACCAAGAGGAUCAGGGUCGGACUGCAGGCCCAGCCAGUCAAUAUAGAUGUUGUGAGGAAGAUCCUGGGGAACAAGGCCACCUUCAGCCCCAUUGUCACCCUGGAGCCCCGCAGGAGGAAGUUCCAUAAACCCAUCACCAUGACCAUCCCUGUCCCCAAGAGCAACUCCGACCCAGUCCUGAACGGUUUCGGAGGAGACACGCCCACCUUAAGACUGCUCUGUAGCAUCACUGGUGGAACAACGCCAGCCCAGUGGGAGGAUAUAACAGGAACCACUCCAUUAACAUUUAUUAAUGACUGCGUCUCCUUCACCACCAACGUGUCUGCUAGGUUCUGGCUCAUCGACUGUCGGCAAGUCCAGGAAUCUGUCAACUUCUCCACUCAGGUGUACCGGGAGAUCAUCUGCGUCCCUUACAUGGCCAAGUUCGUCAUCUUUGCCAAGACCCACGAUCCCAUUGAGGCCCGGCUGCGCUGCUUCUGCAUGACUGACGACAAGAUCGAUAAAACCCUGGAGCAGCAGGAGAACUUCACUGAGGUGGCCCGCAGCCGAGACGUAGAGGUCCUGGAAGGCAAACCUAUCUAUGCAGACUGCUUUGGAAACCUGGUUCCCCUCACCAAAAGUGGCCAGCAUCACCUCUUCAGCUUCUUUGCCUUUAAGGAGAACAGACUAGCACUCUUCAUCAAAAUUCGAGACAACACUCAGGAGCCAUGUGGCCGUCUGUCCUUUAUGAAAGAACCCAGGAACUACAGGUCACUCACGCAAAAUGCCAUAUGCAACCUCAACAUCACUCUCCCAUCAUACUGCAAGGAGUCCGAUUCAGACCAAGAGCCAGAGGACGAGACCAGUGGAACGCUAGAGAAAUAUGAAGAGACGGAGACAUCAGUCCUGAAAUCAGAGCUGAUGCGAGAACCAGACCUCCUAUCCGACGUGUCAGAGAUGAAACAAGAUUUGAUCAAAAUGACUGCCAUCUUGACUGCAGACUCCACAGAGAAAUCCCCUUCCUUAGGAGGGUGUGGUCUAGAGAAAGGGACUGAGGACAUUUCUGGAGAACCAUUAGAAAUAAUGGAGAAGGACUUAGAGAAAGUCAAAGAGGACCUAGAGAAAGUCAGUGAAAUACUGAGGAGCGGAACAUAUGAGGGCGAGGAGGCAGCAAAAGCAGCUAGAAUGUCAGAAGAGUGGGUUCUCCUUUCAGAUAGCGAGAUAGAAGAGGCCAAAAAGAUGGCAGCUUUAGAAAUUCAAGAGCCUAUCUUACGGGAAAGUAGAGCUAACAGAGGAGCUCCCAGACCUAAAGCCAUAAAGGACAGUGGUGACCUUAAAGAAUACCUCCUGGAUGCACCAGUAACCUCCAAAGUAAAAGUUAAAAAAGAGCCAGCCAGCCAAGAAAGAUUCACUGAUGUUGUACUACGCAAAGGUGCAAAACAAACCACUCCAACCAAAGUGCACGACAAAACCACUGCUGGUGAUGUUAAAAAGCCAGUCAGAAGGAAGGGGAAAGACCUGGGACAGGCCGAGGAUUCAACAGAGGCAGGUGCUCUUCUGAGUGUGCCUACAGCCCCUGUCCCAGCAUCGCCUGUAUCCCCAGUGGUUGAAGAAACUCCCAUUGGGUCAAUAAAGGACAAAGUCAAAGCUUUACAACAGAAAGUAGAGGCAGAGCAAAAGAACAAAAAGUUAACUGGAAGCAAGCCUUCACAAUUGCCUGUUAUGAGCAAAUCUUCUCCCAAAGCCAAAGAAAACCCUAAAUCAAAACAGGGCCCCCCUAAAUCCCCUAAACCUGAAUCUGAAAAACUUGAGGAGACCAUGUCAGUUAAAGAACUGAUGCAAGCAUUCCAAACGGGGCAGGAUCCCUCAAAGAGAAAGUCUGGGCUGUUUGAGCUCAAAACAUCUACUACGUCAAGAUCAGAGAAAACCACAAAAUCAGAAACAACGCAGUCAAAAUCCAUGACCAAAGCAAUAACCUCACGUGUUUCUCAAGAGCGAGAAGUAUCUUUGGAUUCCAAACCUCGCAAGAAAGAGACUACUCAUCAAGACAGAGAGAAAGAAACCAAGUCAGUUGCUGCUGCUCAUCCAGAGUUGACUGAAACCGUAGACUUUGGAAAUGGUGGCCUUGAUGACAGCUCUGACAGCUUAAAACAUGAGGGUGUGGCAGACUCACUAAGUGCUAGCUCUGGAGAUGGAACCCCUCAUCUUAGCUCUGAGGACAGCUACAAACAUGAGGGUUUAGCCACUCCAGGCACAAGUCCUGAAAGUCUGUGUCUUUCUCCCAAAACUGGACAUCAGACCUCUACAACUUCAGCACCAGCUACCACAACAAUCAAAACUGAAAGUAAAGACACAGAGAAGUCUGGAAACUCUGGCGUAGGGGCCACUGGUGAUCAGCUAUCUACAGAAAUGACCCUCCCUGUCUCUUCCAGCGAGGCUGCAGAUGACCACACUACAACAGGUUUGCAUGACGGAUGCCACAGCAAAGAGAUCAAGAACACAACAACAGCCAGUGUCACUUCAGAGGGACCUCACUCUGUCUCAGACCAGCAUCAUUCAAAAUCCAAACUGGAAACCACACAGGAACAGAGACUCUCAUCAUCCCUAAAAGCUAAUAAAGACUAUAGUGACAAAAAGGCUGCUGUAACAUCAGACACUGAAAACAGGACUGAUGAGCAAAAGGAGGAGUGCUUAAGGAAGUCAAGGGAAAACAAAGGAGAUCAUAAGGAUGGACAAGAGUUAGGUGUUACACUAAAACCAGGUAGCAAUGUUACAGAUGAAGUGAAAGAAGAUCAUAGGGGUCAUACAACCACACCAGAAGCGGGACUUUGUGCAACUGUUGCCACAGAUCAAACAAACGAAAUGUUCAAACCGGAAGUCUGUAUCUACGAUGACACAGAGGAGGAUGAUGAGGGAGUGGAACCUCCCAGAACCGAGUCAAAAGGUGUCACUGCAAAGGUGGACACUGACUCAUGGUCUGCCAUGCGAGAGGAUGAUGCCACUUUUGCAGCUCGUGUCAAAGAGGAGGAACAGAAGAUUCUGAAUCUGGUGGUGGACCGUCAGUCUCUGCAGGCAACUCCAGACACAACACCUGGUAGAACACCAACAGAAGAGAGCACUCCUACCAGUGAACCCAACCCUUUUCUCUUCCAAGAAGGGAAACUCUUUGAGAUGACCCGAAGUGGUGCUAUUGACAUGACUAAGAGGAGAUAUGAGGAAGAGGGGGGUGGCUUUGCCUUUUUCCAGAUAGGUGAACAGCCUUUAGAGGAGCCUCUGUUAGAAGAGGCCAGGCAAGAAGGUAGGGGAUCAGCAGCAGAACCUGAAGUUGGCCUCAAUCUAACACUAGAGGUAAAGGCUGAGGAAGAUGAGAAAUCAAAGGAAACAUCAGAUUCUCAGCUUCAGUCCCCACCUGAAGGUGAUCAGCCAGCCUCUAAGGCUGAUGCCUCCAAAUCUAAAAUCCCUAAAAUGGGCAUUUCAGCUUCAGCCAAACCCACAAAGAAGGAUCAGACAUCCCCUGAAGGUCUAGAGACUAAAACAAACAAAAAUGCAGAUGAAGAAUCCUUAGAUUUAGACACAAGUUGCCCUGACGAAUUGAUAACAAAUGUACAGACAGCAGAAACUACAGUCACUAGAUCUGUUUACUCUGAGCAGGGCCAAGAGUCCUCUGAUUCUUCUCCAGAAGAACCACAGUCAGUGAUUGAAGCCCCCAAACCAACAGGCAAGUCUAAACAAAGUACUUCCAGUAGCAUUAAAAAGACUCCAGCCAAAACACAAGCUAAGUCUGCUCCUCAAGGUGGCGGUAAAUCCACAAGUCACUCUCCAUCUCAUGCAACUUCUUCUUCAACCACUCUUAAAAAAGAGGCCUCCCUCACUUCUGAAUCUAAAUCUAGAAUUCCCAUCAAGGCUAGCACUGUCAAGCCCGAGUCUACUGUCAAACGUGUUGAAUCUACCCAAGACAAAAAGCUCAAAGUCCCUGUAAAAAAGGAUUCAAGGAGAAAAUCUGAGACAGAUGCGGGUCCCUCUGUGGAUGUCAAAACCAAGACACCAUCUUCCAAAGCCAAGAGCUUCUGUGAAGGGGAGUCUACUAGGCCAUCUUCUAAAAAAGAACAGGGUCGUCCCUUGAGUGCCGAGUCAGCAAAAUCUAAAGGCUUCCAAUCCAGAUUGCCAGUCCGGGGCAAAAGUGGUCAAUCAUCUCAUUCACCAGCACCCACUAAAGAGAAAAGUGAGCCACGCAAAAAGUCCAUUGAGUUCUUUGAAGAGAUAAGCGAUGAAGCAGCAAAACUUGUGGCAAGGUUGGCACAGGCAGAGACAGAGAAAGAACAAGAGGCUGCAGCUGGCAACUCGGAUGAUGAGAGCAGUCUCAUUGAUCCGUCAAUCAUAGAAAGAGAACCUUUUCCUGAGAUGCAGUUCCCUCCCUCAGGAGACAUCUUUCCCAUUAGACCACUGUGGGACGACCCUGUUGAGACACAGAUGCAGCGAAUCCCAGAUGAUAAAGUCCAAAGUCAAGUAGACCCACAGGAUGAAGCAGAGAGAAAAGAGGAACGGUUGGCCAUUAUAGCCGACCACCUGGGCUUCAGCUGGACGGAGUUGGCACGAGAACUGGAUUUCAGUGAGGAGAGAAUCAACCUGGUAAGGACUGAAAACCCCAACUCACUGCAAGACCAAAGCCAUGCCCUUUUGAAACUUUGGGCAGAGGGGGAGGGACAGCAUGCCACAGAAAUGACAUUGAUCAAAAGGCUGACAAAGAUUAACCGAAUGGACAUUGUUCACCUCAUUGAAACCAAGAUAAUCAAGUCCACACAGGAGGAGACGACAUCACAUACCUAUGCAGAAAUUGAGCGGACCAUAGCACUGGACCAUAGUGAAGGUUUCUCUGCUCUUCAUGACGACAUUGACAGCCCCAGGCCAGGCAGGCGCACGGAGCCCACACAUAGGAGUCCAGGCUCAGGACAAGAGGUCCCCAUGGUGUCAGCAGAGGACCUGUCCUCCAGUUUGUCAUCACUUCAUGACACGACAGGACGAUCAGAGACAGACUCCACGGCAACAGGACUUCUUAGAAAUACCCAGAAAGAGAAACUACAAAAAGAGAUGGAGACAACAUACUCAUCACAAAGAAUAUAUGAGGAAGUGACGGACUCGGUACACACAGGCAGUUUUAAACAAGAGAUAGCAGAGGAACUAGGGAUGCUGUCCUCUGAUAGCUCAGAGGAGGAGGUGGUGACCACCAGGGUGGUGCGACGCAGAGUUAUCAUUCAGGCUGAUAACCUUCCAGAUAUCCCAGCACAGACCGUCACAGAGGAGAAGUACACGGACGAGCACGGGAACAUGGUCGUUAAGAAAAUCACACGGAAGGUGAUUCGUAAAUGCGUAUCUGCGGAUGGCAUGGAGACACAGGAAGUGACCAUCGAGGGCUCUCACCAGGAGACGGUGAAGAUCGAGGAGGGGGACACUGUCUCCAGAGUGGUGAAGAGAACAGUGCUCCACAGUGAGGGAGAUCAGAGAGAGCUGACCUUCUCUGAGCCCCUGGCCCUGUGCUCCACCGCAGCAUCAGAGUUUGAGAUGGAGCCAGUGCAGGGUCGAAAGGUCAGCAAGGUUGUCAAGACGACAGUGGUGAGAGGCGAGAGGAUGGAGAAACAGACGGGAGACCCCUCGCUGGCUGCAGAUCUCCCCUCAGCCAGAGAGGACUUUGAGAAGGCUUUGAGUUAUGCUGGAGGCUUUGGGAAAGCUCUCCUGCCUCAUGUAGUAGAGAAAGAGAUUGUGCAGGAUGACGGUUCUGUGGUUAGAAGAAGCCAGAUGCGUAAGUCACGAACCCAGAAGAGGACUGUGGUGAGGGAUGCCCAGGGGAAGCACGUGCACCUGGAGCGUGUGGAUGACACCCCAGACGCCCUGCAGCCCGAUGCCCUGCAGCAGCACCUGCACCGACUGCUCCAGCGCUACUGUGAGGAUGACUUGGAGAAGGAAGAAGAGGAGGAGGAGGAAGAAGGAGAUGAGGAGGAGGAGGAGGAGAGCUUAAACUGAGUAGCUGCUUCCACAGAUCCUCUCCCUACAUUUUCCACUGAAGCCUUUGGUGACGUACGCUUCCUCAGAUCCCCUCCUGUUGUCUUUGCUGAUCACUGGACUCUUUCCCUUCUUUCUGUCAGAUAAUGGAACAGUAUUUUGUGCUUUAACACUCUUCCUUCCUUCACAUUGUGUUUGAUUUGCUCUUUUUGUGACCAAAGAUAGCACCCUUUGUUUUUUGCGGGAUUAUAUUUUCGGUGUUUCAUGUCUUUUCACCUUUUGGCUGCUGUGGUGUGGUGACGGUUCGACACACCAGAGGUGGAUCAAAAUCAUAGGGGGCAUAUGGGACAUUUCGCCUCACGCACAGGCCUCUUCUUGAAGAACUCUUGUAAACAUUUGUA
This is a messenger RNA of Seriola aureovittata, 10507 nucleotides long. RefSeq names its product ankyrin 2b, neuronal (gene ank2b). Gene Ontology annotation, molecular function: protein binding. The record is from RefSeq and is a predicted model, not a curated record. Gene Ontology annotation, cellular component: T-tubule. Gene Ontology annotation, biological process: signal transduction; protein localization to T-tubule; regulation of cardiac muscle contraction. Lineage: Eukaryota; Metazoa; Chordata; Actinopteri; Carangiformes; Carangidae.